GACACUAGCCCGCAGGAGAUAAGUAUAUUACGAUGUGGUAGCGAAGGCUGUGGGAAGAAGGUAAAUAAUAAUAUUAAAGUUAUGCUUGAUAUCUUUGUUUCUUUCAAAAUUUGAGCGAAACAUUGUGCAUGGAACCAAGAGCUCUUCAGUUUUUCUUUGCGUUCUUCUAUGAUUGCAUAGUAUUUAUGAUUUAAAAGUAUCUUAUCAGUUGAGUUACUGCAGCCAGUUACUCCUCAGUCACAGUUUGAGUUUGAGUUUAAUAUUAAGUUUAAGUUUAGUAAACUUAGAGUUAGAGUAACUUCUUAUUCUUAGUAAUCUUAGAGUUAGACUUAGUACUUUGUCAGUAUUUACUGCUACUAAUUUAGUUCACUUACUUUUUAGUUAGACUUAGACCUCUUAAUAAUAGUAGUUGUAAUUAACAGUAAUAGUAGUAACAGUAAAGUAAGCGAAACUAAGUAAAAGUAAGUAAGUAACCCGCUAAGAUUAAGAUACUUAAUUUAAUUUUAAUUACAGACUUUGGCUUAAAUGUUUCCUUAAAUCCUAGUCUAGUCACAAUAAAAUAACUCACAGACAAUACAGACAAUAGUAAUAGUGUCAAUAGUAAUAGUUAUAGCUACACCUAGACUAGUUGAAUUUAAAUUACUGAAUCAUUGAGAUCGAGUCAGUGACAGUGUCAUCGGACAAACUCAAUCAAUCAUCAAUCUGUAAAACUUCUAAGGUGACUAAGUUAAAGUACUAAGGCAAGGAUUACUUCAAUUUCACUCUUCAGUUACAAAUCAAGUAUGCCAUAUAAAAUAUAAUUAUAAAAAUAUAAAAUAUAUCAACUACCACUUCAGCGGCGUCAGAUGUUCAAAAAUCGUGUUUCUCGGUUUAAGCAAACAGUGUUUGAGUUUAUCAUAGUUUUCCCCCCAGGGUAAAAAUGAAUUUUAAAGGCAAUAAGAAGUGAUAAGAGUACGGCAAGUACCAAACUGUCUUUCCAGUUUGUACUUCAAGCGCAUCCACAUAUUUUCUACAUUCUGAGAGUGGACACCAGUGACAGCGACAUUUGAAUUAACGAAGUUUUGUUCAUGGGCCACAACAGACAGAUUGUUCAUAGAUUUCAUGUCUUAUCUGAUUUAUGGUCGCACAUUGGUCGGGCACUUCAGCAAGAAAAUAGUGCCCACCCUCUUUUUCUAUGUCAGUGAAAACCCACUGACUCUCUCUCCACUGUCCACCACAGUGGUAUUUCCGAUAAAAUAGCACUUCAGACCCAAAAACACUAUUUUAGAAUUGCCGACGCUGGUGUGGUAGGUAAAUACCCCCAUAGCAGCCAAUUUGUAUUUUGAAAUUUAGUUGGCCAAACCCCAUCCCCUCUUUUUGCGUUUAAUUCAAUACUGGAUACACAUCAAAAAUACUUUGACUAAUGGCAAAUCAACAGCAAAUACUGCAAUGAAGCAGCAACAUGAGAUAAUGAGGGUGAUAGCCCCUCUCAGACAGUUUUAGGGUUCACAUAACAUUAUUUUAAUAUAAACUACAAUAUCUCUUUAGUCUUAACUGGCGUAAUAUUCAGAAAUAGUUAUAUUCACAGGCCCAUUGCUGCUUGCUGAUUCCUGGCUCACAGAUAACUUCAUAAACUUGAAAAUUAAUUAUAAUUACUCUAAGUGUUAAAUUUUAGGUGAGUCCAUUGUUAGUGGUUUUCUACUUUUUUAUCUUGCGAAAUACUGUAAUUAUUAUUAAAAUUCUUUAAGAUACCAUAUAAAAAAAUCAUUGCAAAAAUAGUUUGUGUGGUCAGAGAAAAUUAAAGUUAUUAAAUUAGAUUGAUAAAAGCUUAUUAUGAAUGACCAUAAAAUUUGUAGAGUCCGAAAAACCAUUUGCAUUGAUUUUUAUAAGUGUAAUGAAAUCGUUUGUCCCACUUUGAAGCCUCUUCCACACACCAAUUCAAAACUACUUAUUUUGUUGAUUGUUUAAAAAAAAACAACUAGUAUACAUGAUUAAUUGACACGUUGAAUAGAGAAAAACGAUUAUACAUGAUUAUUUGAAAAGCUAAUGUACUUGAUUAUGAGACAUUUUUAAUACAUAGGGAGACUAGGCACUUUGCCUUUGUGAUCAGUUAAUUAGAAGUAUUUGAAAUUCAAAAGCAUUGGGGGGAGGGGGGGCACAUCUGGCCAGUGUAAAAAUCAUUAAUCAUCUACAACUAAAAGAUUUAUUUACUAUAAAUUGUCAUUAAAAAAUUGUAAAUGUGCAGUAUUCUCCCCAACAAUGAUUUAGUCAGUCAUAUUGUGACUAGUUGUAACUAGAGUGUGGCAGUGUAAAAUAUUUUUUAUUUAUUUAAGAAGAAGAGUCCAAAAACAGUUUGCUUUAUUAACCCUUAGAAAUGGCAACAGCGAUUUGGAGCCCAGCAGGCAGAUGUUGUUUGCCUAUUUUAAAAAAGGUUUGUUUUUUCUUAUUCAUAUUGUUGGUCCAAAUCCCUUAUUAAACAAUUUUAGUAAUUAAAUUGAAAUAGACUUGUUCCAGCUUCAACUUCAAUGAAUGCUUUUUUCUUUUGUGACAGACUAAGUAGCUAUUAAACCUUGAUUUUUUAAAUGAGGUUUUAAUCUAUGUGAAGUAUUUUGGUUUUUCUAUUUGAAUGAAUAUAAUUUCUAGUGGUGUUAUUGUUUUUUGGUCUCUUAAAAUGUAACAAAAUAAGCUGUUUCAUACAAAAUUAAUUUGCCCAUAAUUAAUUUUUUCAUACCAAAGCAAUUGUAGUUUUCUCACAAGCUUUACACCAACACCAUUGAUUUAUAAUUAUGAAACAAUGAUUAUAGCCACCACUUUUUGGUACUGAUCUCCAGCAUAUGCCGCUAUUGUUUGCCUCACGCCAUGAGAGCAGCCUGCCACCACUGAAAACGGAGAAACUUAACCACAACAUUCAGCUACGUACCAUUCAAGAAACUUCAAAAUCUCCGCGGCCACUUGUGUUGCUAUUUGGUUGGAUGUUGGCCAAGCAGCGCCAUCUGGACAAAUAUGGCAAUCUUUAUCACAGCAAAGGUUUUGAUGUGCUCAGUGUACAAGUGAGUUUUAUAAUAUAUUUCCACUUCCCUAUAAAAUGCCUGUAUUUGUUAAUUCAAAUUAUAUUUAUAAGAUAAAUAAUAAAAACAAAAAUGCUUCUAUAACUCCUAAUUUUGUUCUGCCAUAAGUAAAACAUUUGGUGUUAACUAUUAGAGCUUUGAAAAAUGUAAGGAUUUCCCCUCAGAUUAGCAAAAUAAAGACUACUCAAAAUUAAUUUCUACAAAAAGCCAGUAGAAUGAAUUUUAAAAAUCUACAAAUCAAACUUUGAUUCAAAUUAAUUGAAAUUUAACCUCUACAAUCCAGAUGAAACCCACUCAAGUUUUGAUUCCAACACAAGCUCAAAAAACAAUGGAAGAACUCUUAAACAUACUUCAACAGAAAAGCUUAAAUGAGAAACCACUAAUGGUCCAUGGUUUCUCUGUGGGAGGAUAUAUGUAUGGAGAGCUGCUUAUCAAACUGAAAGAAAAUGCUGAAAAAUAUCAGAAUGUGAGAAGAAGAAUGGUUGGCCAGAUUUUUGACAGCCCUGUUGAUUAUGAAGGCGUGGCCCCAGGCUUUGCUUCAGUUCUGGUAAAAAACAAAGUUGGCCAGAAGAUACUGAAAAAUGCCCUAGAAGCUUAUUUGGCCACUUUUAAAAAAACAAUCACAUGUCAUUACAUCAAAUCUUCAAAUGCCUUUCAUAAGAAUGAAUUACGACUGCCAUCUCUGCUGCUUUAUUCCAGGUCGGAUCCUAUUGGUGUAGAUACAAGAAUAGAAAUGGUAAGUUAUCAUCAGUAGCCCUAAUCCUAUUGGUGUAGAUACAAGAAUAGAAAAAAAGAAAAGUUAUUUGAUCACAUAAAAAAUAAUCAAAUGACUUGGUACUAAAACCCAUAGCAUUUAUUUAAAGUAUGAUUUUUGUUAGAUAUAGUUCACAUGUAUGUUAAACUAACAAGUUUUCAUCAAUUGAUGCUGUGAGAUGAUCAAAUCACUGGCUUGUGAUGACUUGACAAGGUUAAAAGCUACUUGUGAAGAAUAAAUUUAAAAAAAAAACCCAACUAACCCAAGCUAAAGUGAAAUGUAAGAGAGCUAGCACUGAUUAAGUGCAUGUAUCGAAUCAGUGUGAUGUUCCAAGGUCAAUCAUCAGGAAUGUCCUUGUUAAAAGACAGGUAGUUUAGUAGUUGUAAGUUCUUGUACUGUUACUAGCGUUAGAAUUAAAAAUGCAGAUUAAAGGAUUUUAUCAGAUGACCUACUCUGUUGUGAGACUAUCUUUGACCUACUGACCUUGUAAGAUAGCUUGUCAUUUUUUUUUUAAAUUUGGACUAGUGAUAGUUUUAGAGAUGAAAUGUCACAAAGAUAGUUAUUUUUUGUCAGUAAUUGAGAAGAAUAACAGCUAAUGGUUAAAGUGAUCUUAUACUGGCCAAACAAUGGUAUUAUAUUGAUGAACACUUUUGAAAAAUUAGGAUCAAGAGAAGGAAAAUGGCAAUUAAUAUUAAAAAAAUAAAACUGUGUGGCCCCAUGACACUGUGGUACUCUUGAUGAGGAUGAUUGAGAACCUUCAUAACGCUUGUGUCCAUGCUAUUUUAGCAUUCUCACAGAGCUCUGAUGUCCUAAAAUCUAUUUAAAGAAAAAAUUCUUUAAAUGUUUAUUAUAUGACUUUUUAUCAUUUGCAAUGUCCCUCAAAGAUUGAGGCAAACUGUUCCAUAAUUUAGGCGCACAAGCUUCAAAAGAGCGUACUCAGUAUGACUUCUUCCUGUGCCCAUCCACACUGGGAACACAGUAAGGACUGUGUUGAAGAGCGCAGGUUCUUUAUGGAUGUUUAGAAAUCAGUUUGUGAAGAUAUAUUAUACAGGUGCAGAGCCUUCUAUACAGCUAUACGACAGAGACAAACACUGUGUGGACCCUGUGGCACAGUGCCAGUUUUGCCUGUCUCAAAACCAAAAGGUAUUGGGUUUGAAUUUGUCUAGGGUUGUCUCCAGGUAUGGGAAAAUUUGCAGGUGGAAUGGUCUUGUCAGCCCAGCCAGGCAGCUAUUUUUGGGGAGGAGGUAAGCCCGGAGUAAAAGACUCAAACACCAAUACCAAAAGAUAGCAGCCACCUUGGCGUGGAAUAUAAAAUCAGCUGUAUACACAAUCCCAGACCUGUUUACUCUAACGAUUUUGGCGUUCAAUGUACGAUUUUGGCCUACAAUGUACGGUUUUUAGGUGUAUACAUUAUAUAUACUGCACAUUUUUUUUCUAUACAGAGAAUGUAUUGAACGAUUAUGUGAUGAUAUUGUAAGAUUUUAGGAGUUUGGGGGUAAACAGGUCAGCAAUCCUCCCAAAAUAAACAUAAUGAGGAUAGGUGUAAAAAAAAUAAACACUUUAAACAAAAAUUAAAAAUUAUCUUAUCGAUGAAGAAAUUCAAUUUUUUAAACACAGCUUGUUUUUUUAGAAAAUAUUUAAAAAAUUUGAGCAUCAUAUUUCUUUGACUUUAAUGUUUGCAUAAAAUGUAUCAAAUAUCAUUACAUGAAUAUAAUUUAAAGUGUUACAGUUCCAAAAAGAUAUUGAGUGACUUGUUUGUGUUCUAUCUUCAUAAUGAGAUAAUUUGAUCUCCUAGGUCAUGAAAAGUUGGAGGUCUCAGGGCAUAUCAGUGAUGACUCGAUGCUGGGAAACUUCACCUCAUGUCAGCCAUUUCCAUCGUCAUCCUGAUGAGUACAUUGAAGCCAUCUUGAAAUUCUUGAACAGUGUUGGGCUUACUAAAACUGAAACUCCAGCCCUCAAGAGAAAAGCAGGGACCAAAAUACAGAAAGAAGUCCAACAGGCAAUUUGAAAACUCUACACCACAGCUUGGGUACUUUUAAAGUUUUGUGAAAUUCCCUAGAAAAAAUAAACUAAAUAGAAAACAUUUUAGAGAUUAUAAAAUGACACAAUGAAGAUUCAUUUAAAUACAAUUUUUAGCUGAGCUUAGCAAUUAUUUAGGUUAUUAAAGAUAUAAAAGUUAGUCGCAGAUUUCAAGCUAUUGAAAAUGAAUUAUAAGAUAAUUUAUUGGGAUGAAAAAUACCAGCCAUUUUAUAGCCGAUAUAGCUUAUUGUAAAUAUUUGGUAGGUUAAUUUUUUUUAGAAAUUCCUGUUGCCUUCUUUUGCAGUUUUAACAAAAUUAUUUUUUAAAAAAAUAAAAAAGGUAACUAGAUUUAAUCUGAAAUUUCCAUAACUUGUUUCCUUAUUUUUUUAUUUUGGCUAAAUAUUUGAGCAUUCCAAUGUUUACAUAGACAGUUGUCAUAAAUUGUAAAGCAUGGGAUGACUAAUAGAGCAAGUCUGAAUUUUCCCAUAGGCUAUCUACUAGGGAUCUGAUGACUAAAAAAGCAAGUCUGAAGUUUUCCCAUAGGCUAUCUACUAGGGAUCUGAUGACUAAAAAAGCAAGUCUGAAGUUUUCCCAUAGGCUAUCUACUAGGGAUCUGAUGACUAAUAGAGCAAGUUUGAAGUUUUCCCAUAGGCUAUUUACUAGGGAUCUGAUGACUAAUAGAGCAAGUUUGAAGUUUUCCCAUGGGCUAUUUACUAGUGGUCUGAAUGAUUACUGACUGUAAUCUAAAAUAAUUAUCAGUCGUAAGAUAUUGAAAUAUUGAUUUCUGAUGUCACAUUAUUGACGUUCUGUUAACAAAAUCCUUGACUCCAAGUUGAGCCCGCAAAUAAUCAUCCAUAGAAAAUAUUCACACAAAAAAAUUCAUUACUACUUAUACUUAUUAUACUUAUUUUUGGUCAUACAGUGUAAGACCAGUAAUUUUUUUACUACUUUUUGUACAAAUAUUUGUGAAAUUAAUGGUGACUAAUUUUUAAUGACUUAAAAGUCAUUGGCAUUAUAUUUAUUGUCAUUAUUUCAUUUUAGUUCGCUUAUAUAUGGAAUCUGUUUAUAACUGCUUGGAAAUCUAUAACGUUCCCUCUGUUGUACAUUCUUACACCAUUAGUGCUUAGUGAUUAUAAGAAAUAUCAAUCAGAUAAUUAUUUCAUAAGUAAUAAAGGCUGUUUUAAAAAAAAAAAAAAACUUGUGUUGUAAAGAAAUAUCAAACUCAAAGCUCUAACUAAACCUUAUAAUUCUGAACUAGUCUAUAAUAAAUGAAACUGCUACGAUGAUCUUGUUUUUAUUAAACUUCAUUUUUUCGUUCACUUAGCAACCUGGAUUCCAUUAAUUAAUUAACUGUGAUUUUCAGUUAUUUUACAUUGUUCACUUUUGAGUCUUGUUUAUAUUGUUCACUUUUUCCAUUAUAUAUUUGACAUGUUCACUUGCAAUAGGUUUACAAGAUAAUGGUUUAGAAAAUGUUAAUUUUGAAAAUACAUAUGAAAACAUUCUUCCUGAUAUCAAUUUAGUAUUCUAACCAUCUCUCACAAACUAAGUCUAGUAGCUAUUCUGUGAUUACAAUUUUUUGUGUGUGCAGAACUCUUUCAAUCUAGUCCCCAGGUGACAGGAAGGUGUUUCAAUAACAAACAACCAAAUGCUUUUCUUAUACAAGCUAAUAAAAAAAGUGCAAUUAAUUAUUAUUUUUUAGGAAGAUUGGGAAAUCUCUCAUAGUUGAAUAGGAGGAAUUUAUGAGCCCAAUUGGCUAGUAUUAAUAUUUUUUUCACUUCAAACUUUGUUGUGGUUUUUUUACAUUUGAAAUAACUGAUUUUUCUGAUUACCUCUUUUGAUGUAACUUUUUCAUUGGCUUAGAAUUUAAUGUUUUAAAAUGUGAGCACUAAACAAUUCUAAUUGGACAUGAUUGAUUUGUGACCAUUUUUUUUUACAGUUAAUUUUUGUAGCAUCUAUCAUCUAUAUUCUAGGUGGAUUCACUAUUCACUAUGGAUUUAAUUAGUUCUUUUGUAAAAAAAGAAACUUCAAUAGAAGUGUGUUUGAAAAAAUUUCUUUCAUAUAAAUUUCUGGUAGCCCUAUAGACUAACGUAAAAAUUGCUACAACGUAGCAUCAUCAAACCUUAAAUAAAAAAAUUUGAGAUGUUCAUUGCAAAGGUAAAAAAAAAAAAAUUUUCCCUACCCAUUUUUAUUGUUUAAAAGACUAAAAAAUUAAAACUUAUCACACAAUUGAGUCUGAUGCUGAAGAAAUAUUUCCUAUCCCGUCUGUAAAAAAAGUGUUGUAGCUUUUAAGAUUUUUUUAUUCUUGUUGAAAUUUAUAUAGCUCUGUUGUUUUAUUUAUUGUUGAUGUUUGGUUUAAUAAAUUAAUUUGAUUGUUCCAUACAUUUUUUUUUUUGUAGGAAUAACGAAACAUUCUCUAGAUAUGUUUCUGCAACAAAAGUAGUAAAUGAACAGUUGUUCAAUUCGUGAUUAAUGGUGUAGGAGCCAAGUAAUGGCUAAAUGUUUUUGAAAGUCCUUUAAUGUAGCAACAUCAUUUUAAUAGGCAAAUGUAUUAUUUUCACCCAAAAAAAUAAAAUAAAUACUUUUAGCAAUCCUAGAUUAAGAAUUUGAGUGCAUGUUUUCUUUUAUUUUCACCUAUCAAAUUUACUUCAAUUCGAGAAUCUUUUGACAAUCCCUUCAAUUAUUUUAUGUAAAAUGUUAAUAUUUUUGUUUAUUUGUAUUUCUUUUUGUUACCGGUAUCUAAUGCUUUUUGAAAGAGAAAGCAGUUAAAUUUUAAGAUGCUUAGGACUAAGCCAUUUUCAUGUUUGCUUGGGUAAGUUUUUGUAAUGCCAAACUUGUAAAUAGUCUUGACAAUAUAUUUUUUUUUAUAAAUGUUCCAUUCACUUUGUUUACAAUGUAAAUACAUAAACAUUGCCAGAGGUAAUACAUUAAUUUGUGAUUAUUUUCUACUUAUGAAAACAGACAGAAAUUUCAACAGGUGAUAUCAAAAGACAACAUUGUCAGCCACCAAAUCUCCAUUUGUCUCUUGUUUUAAAGAGACUGAAAUGUGCCAUGUCCCCUACAUGAAAUAAUAAAUUAAUUAAAUGUUAAUUAGAGAUAAAUUAAUGAAUGUGUGGUGUAAACUCAGGGGAAGCAACUUUAGCGUUAUUUAAGACAAUAAAUAGAAGUUUCAAGUUCUUUACCCUUGAAUGUUUGUUCCAGAUAAAUACUAUGUCAAUGAUGCCCAAACUUCAAUCCUGUAUGGUUCAAAAUAUUCACUGUGCAAUUUUUAAAGUGUCCACAUAUUUUGGUCAUGCCUUCUGAUUUAAAAAAAUUUUUUUUGUUUUUACAGGAGCAAAUUUUGUUUUAGCAGAAUUUUUUAAACCGGUUGCAUUAUGUCGAAACACCAUUAGUUAAAUUUGUCCAUGUAUGUGUUCACCAACAAUCAGUCAAUCUGUUUAGUGAAGUAAAAUUUGUCCAUUUAUGUGUUGUUGACCAGCAAUCAGUAAAUCAGUUUAGUAAUCAAUGUCUCCACAGUCCUUACAACAAACACCUAUUGAUUCAUCUAAAGUCCACCACAGAGAUUGCCAGCUUUCUGGUCUCAAGGGUUGUCAGAGAUUGCCAGCUUUCUGGUCUCAAGGGUUGUCAGAGCUUUGUUCACAUUUCUUGCAAGGGUAAUUGUUUGAACAGAGUCUCAGAAAUCCUUUACUCUUUCCUUAUAGUUGGACUCAUUAGGUUUAUAGGUUUUAUUUUUAUUAAGGCAGUAAAGAAACACUUUUAACACAGGAUUCAAUGACUAGAUGAUUUAUUAUGACAAGAGAGUGCAGUCAAACAACAUGUUGUGUUGGACUCUUGGAGUUCAACAUGUUGUGUUGGACACUAGGAGUUUAAUUUAACAUGUUGUGUUGGACACUUGGAGUUUAAUUUAACAUGUUGUGUUGGACACUUGGAGUUUAAUUUAACAUGUUGUUUUGGACACUUGAAGUUUAAUUUAACAUGUUGUGUUGGGCACUUGGAGUUUAAUUUAACAUGUUGUGUUGGACACUUGGAGUUUAAUUUAACAUGUUGUGUUGGACACUUGGAGUUUAACAUGUUGUGUUGGACACUUGGAGUUUAAUUCAUUGACUGCUGUAAGUUAACAAGGCGGCAAGAUAUCUUUUGUUUAAAAAUCCAUCCACAGAAUGAUUGCUCUCCCCUAGAUGCCCUUGUGUUUGUGUCAUGAACCAAGUGUCACAUCAGUAAACAUUAUAGAUGACGUCUAUCUCUGACACAUCAGUAAACAUUUGGAUGGCUUCUACCUGUAACAGCAGUGGGCAAAACACAUAACUUAUAAAUCAUAAACUUAUAAACCUUUUUUUUUUUCUUUUUUUUUAAAUUUAAAAAAAAAAAUUUUUUUUUAUUAAUCAAAAUCAUU
This is a messenger RNA of Lymnaea stagnalis (great pond snail), 10210 nucleotides long. NCBI's taxonomy places the organism in Eukaryota, Metazoa, Mollusca, Gastropoda, Lymnaeidae. The record is from the annotation of a GenBank genome assembly.